Messenger RNA from Harpia harpyja (harpy eagle), 1358 nucleotides. RefSeq lists its product as uncharacterized. The coding region runs from base 24 to 638 and encodes 204 amino acids. NCBI's taxonomy places the organism in Eukaryota, Metazoa, Chordata, Aves, Accipitriformes, Accipitridae. The record is from RefSeq and is a predicted model, not a curated record. The transcript has 2 exons.
CAACCCCAUUUGAUCCAAUUCAAAUGGCCAAUUUACAAGAAUGCUAUGGCCAUAAGCUAGGUGAAACUGAAACUGAAUACCUAUGGCGAGUGUGUCUAACUGGGGGAGAUAGAAUUUUACUUAAUGGAGAUGAAGCCGAUGGAUUUUGGGGCCCUGGUGUCUUUUUAAAUGCUGGACCCGCACCCCCAGACGAUCCCCGCUCAAUAACAAGUAGAGUGGCAUACUGGGCUGGUGGAAUAGAUGUUUUAGAGAGAGGAGAGCCGCUAUUAAUACCUAUUAAAUCCUUGAACGAGCUCUCUACAGCUAUUACAAAAGCUGCCUGUAUCCAGGCCAUGCAUGAAUGCGGCCCUCUUAAUGUUCCUAUAUCAGCAGUUGUGGAUCCUGACAUGCUAAAGCCUUUAAUCAAGGGAGCCCCUGCUAUGCUUAAACCCUACCUCAUUGCAAAAAGAGAUGAAAUCAGGAGAGAUGCAGAUUUUAAUGCUCUUUUGGCCAUAAGAGAAGCUGCUGACGACGAGGAAGAGGCCCUAGUGCAAAGAAAUCUCCCUACCUGGGCUACAUUAAUGCACGACAUCAUAAAUCAUGGGAGAAAAUGGAUCUGUAUCGAUGGCAACAACUAUGGUGGUUUAUCCCCAGAUUAAUCUCAAUUUUUCUCUUAAUUGCGAUAAAUAUAGUUGCUUUGGUCCAGACACGAGACCUUUGGAAACAUGCACUACUAAAUUAUACUGGAAACAUUGGAAUGACACCAGAAAAUAAGGCAAACCUGAACCUUGCUACCUUGGAGAUACAUGGAAAUGGGAGAAAUUAGACAUAAAAGGAUUUAGGAUAUCUCACAAUAAUAACAACAUUCAACAAAUACUAUCACUUCAGGCCUCACCAGGAGAGGAAAUAAAAAUAGGGUGUCGGGCAAUCAAUGUGUCUACCCACAAAAAACCCACAGAAAUCAAAAUAUACUACACUAAUUUUUCUAAACCAAAAAACAAUGAGAAAUCUUGCCAUAAGAUCUCAGAACCAGACUGCUGGUACAAUUUCACUUUCACACAACCUGUACUCGCACUCUGCUUCUGGGGUAAACAUGGUGUGGAAUUAUUGUGUUACCGAAAAAGCCGGUCAAAGAAACAAAGAAACUGUAUGGCAUCAGUGGCUCUGUUUACAAUGUCCUCUAUUACAGCUCAUAUAUUUACUAUUGCCUUUUCCAAUUCACUAACUCCAAGCCAAGGGAUAAACCAUCUGGCAAAACUGUGGAAUCCUGUGGGACGAUCUAUAAUGGGAUUAUGAACCCUCCUGGUUUGUUUGAGAUGUAAUUUGUCAAUUAUUGUUAUAUUGGGGACUACAGCUCCUAAUGUGCAUGCUCCUUGCAA